Geodia barretti is the source of this 1035-nucleotide messenger RNA. The record is from the annotation of a GenBank genome assembly. Lineage: Eukaryota; Metazoa; Porifera; Demospongiae; Tetractinellida; Geodiidae.
AUGUCCACACCAACCCUCACCCCCGUCUAUACCGACGUUUCCGCCGAGUACCAGGCAAUCACCGAGGCCGCCGGACUGCACGACAGUUCCUACACCGGACGGCUGAAGGCCACCGGCGAUGAUACCCUGGACCUGCUGAACCGCCUCUCCACCAACGGCAUCAUCAACCUGGCCCCGGGACAGGGCGCGCCCACCAUCCUGACCACCGACCGGGGCCGCAUCCUCGACCUGCUGGGCGUGAUCAACACUGGGGAGUACACCUUGCUCAUCACCAGCCCCGGCUGCCAGCAGACGGUUAUCGACUGGCUGGACAAGUACACCAUUAUGGAAGACUUGGAGGUGGAGGACAUUUCGGACUCAACCGCCCUGUUCACCGUCUGCGGGCCUGCCAGCGGGGAAGCCCUGGCCAGGGUGCUCCAACCGGAGCAGGACGGCAGCGACCUCACGGAUAUGGGGACAUACUCCGUCCUGUCCAGCGCUAUCGAGGGCCACGAAGUGCUGGUAGUCCGCCGGCCUCUCGGCGAUUUGACGGCAUUUGACCUGCUGGUAGAGGCGGAUGUUGCCCCAAAGGUGUGGGAAGCCCUGGCAAACUCUGGCAUUACCCCCGUUGGAGUGGACGCAUUCAACGCCGCCCUCGUGCAGCACGCCGUUCCCCGGUACGGACGGGAACUGGGCGAUGACUACAACCCGCUGGAGGCAGGCCUCAUCGGCUCCGUUGACUUUGCCAAGGGUUGCUACAUCGGCCAGGAAGUAAUCGCCCGCCUCGACACCUACCAGAAGGUGCAGCGUUACCUGGUGCGGCUGCGCUUUUCAGAAGGAGCCGAGGUGCAGGAAGGAGCAGGGCUACAGCAGGAGGGCCGCAACGUCGGCAAGGUAACGUCGCUGGCCACCAUCCCCUCCACAGGCCAACUGGUGGGACUGGGUUACGUCCGAACCGCCGGGGCCAACCCGGGCCAGACCCUCACCCUUACCGCCCCCUCCAGUGGCGCCGCCGAAGUAACCGACCUGCCCCAGCUAUUCGGCCCAGGGGAGUAG